Messenger RNA from Emys orbicularis (European pond turtle), 681 nucleotides. RefSeq names its product sperm microtubule inner protein 8 (gene SPMIP8). Lineage: Eukaryota; Metazoa; Chordata; Testudines; Emydidae. The coding region runs from base 1 to 681 and encodes 226 amino acids. The transcript is spliced from 8 exons. The record is from RefSeq and is a predicted model, not a curated record.
AUGGGGGUCACCGGUUACCAGUUUACAGGAAUGGCCAAAGUAAUUGAUUUGGUACCAUGGCCUGAAGAUGGCCAUCCUGUCUACACAGCCCCAGCAGUGCUACUGCCCCUGGACCCUAGGAAAGCCAUGCUGGCUGGAGUAAAGGACAGGCUUUUCCACCCAGACCUGCCAACCUUACGGCAAAUGGACAUGGACUCAGCAGGGAACAAACUCCCAGAUGAACAUUCCAGGACAACCACCACGUGCACCAAAGAGGAUUUUGCCAACGCAUCCUUCACUCUGGUGGGAGUCCCCAACAAGCGCCUCCCGUCCCUGGGGAUGACCGAGCUGGGCCAGUCGCUCACUGCAAGGUACCGAGCAGGGAAGAUGGCUCCACUCACUCCCAGCACUAACCACGAGGAAUGGCCAAGCUACACGCGGGCUAUGGAUGACUGGUCACGAUUCGUCUCCUCUGCUGGAGAAUUCAAGCUACCCAGCGUGAAUAAGAAAGUGCUUGGGUUCAGCUGUUAUGCUGUUAGGUACUUAAAGCCAGAUGUGUCUCAGACGUGGAGGUACUGCCUCAAUCAGAACCCCAGCCUGGACAGAUAUGGACAAAAGCCCCUCCCUUACAACAGCACCAAUGUCUUCAGGAGCUUUGGGUCAGCGUACAGCCGCUCGCACUACCUCCAGCCCUGGCGCUAG